Molecule: messenger RNA, 1200 nt
Organism: Toxorhynchites rutilus septentrionalis
Lineage: Eukaryota; Metazoa; Arthropoda; Insecta; Diptera; Culicidae
Product: RNA-binding protein squid-like
Exons: 1
Coding region: 60-1076 (338 amino acids)
Biological process (GO): regulation of gene expression
Cellular component (GO): nucleoplasm
Molecular function (GO): RNA binding
Source: RefSeq, a predicted model, not a curated record
AGCUUUACAGUUAAAGUUCAAGUAGUUUAAAUCUCAAGUUACCAAUCAAACAACGUAAAAUGGCUGAUACCACACCACAAGUGAACGAAGCCCACCAGAACGGCGACAAAGCGCUAGAAACGGUUCAAAAUAAUGAUCAGAACAGUGCAGAGCAAACGCAAGAAGCUGUUCAACAGACCACCGAACAGAACGGCACAGAGCAAUCGGCGGAAAACCAAGAGGACACCAAACAAUCAGAGGAAGCUGUUACCAACGGAAACUCGAAGCGUGCAACGCUUGAUAACCACGACCGAAAACUUUUCGUUGGCGGCAUCAGUCCGGAAACGACUGAGAAGGAGCUGAAGGAACAUUUCGUUCAAUAUGGUGAAAUUGAGGACAUAAGUCUGCGGACCGAUCGCAACACCGGCCGGUCACGUGGUUUCGCUUUCAUUGUGUUCAAGGAAGCCGAUUAUUUGGAUGCAGUCAUUGCCGCUGGCGAUCAUAUAAUCAAAGGCAAAAAAAUAGAUGCCAAAAAAGCCAAGGCCCGUCAGGGAAAGAUCUUCGUCGGCGGACUAAGUCCGGAGAUCAGCGAUGAAACCAUUAAAACUUUCUUCGGACAGUUUGGUACUAUUGCUGGCAUUGAGGUGCCUUUCGAUAAGCAGAAGAACCAGCGCAAAAACUUCUGCUUCAUUACGUUCGACGCGGAAUCGGAAGCGGCCGAAGCUCUAAAGGUACCCAAGCAAACCAUCGCUGGGAAGGAAGUGGAUGUGAAGAAAGCGACGCAGAAACCCAACGAUAUGCAGACUGGUGGACGGGGUGGCUUACGUGGUAAGCCACAGCGUGGUGGUCGUGGAGGAUACAGUUACGGACAAAGGGAUUUCGGACAAUUCGGAUAUGGUGGUUUUGGUGCGGGAGGCUUCGACCAAGGUGGUUAUGGACAGGGAGGUUUUGGUUAUAACGAUUUCGGUUAUGGUGGAUUUGGUCAAACUCAAGGAUUUGGAUAUGGAUACUCGAGCUUCUCGAAUGGUGGAUUCCAGGGUAAACAACGAGGCGGACGUGGAGGCCAACGCCAAUCGAACAGACAAACCCCGUACUAAGUUUAAUGGCUAUUCAACAUCUAGUUGGUCUAAAGAAAAGGAACACGCAUUUGAAUCUUGAUGAACACAUUUGGCUUUUUUAGUAAUUUAUUUGUUGGAAAAUUGAAUAAAAAUAAAAAUUGAU